This is a messenger RNA of Lindgomyces ingoldianus, 524 nucleotides long. RefSeq lists its product as uncharacterized. Lineage: Eukaryota; Fungi; Ascomycota; Dothideomycetes; Pleosporales; Lindgomycetaceae. The record is from RefSeq and is a predicted model, not a curated record. Bases 65 to 364 code for a protein of 99 amino acids. The transcript has 3 exons.
AACUCCUUCUGCAAGAACAACACCAAUUUCCACUCCAACAACCUUCAACCAACCAACAAUCAAUAUGUCAGACCUCGGACGCAAGGGCCUCGGUGACCAAGCUAAGGAGAAGGUCACUCCAGACUCGCAGAAAUCCACUCUCGACCAAGCCAAGGAGAGCGCUACUGGUGUCUACGACCGCGCUGCUGGCGCCGUCCAACCUGAGGGGAACAAAUCUGCCACCCAGAAGGUCGGCGACGCCACCCGCUCUGGCGGGGAUGAUGCCUCCGCCCAGGGCAAGGGCAUGCUUGGACAGGCCCAGGAGACUCUCGGCAACGCCGCCCAGUCCGUCUCCGAUACUUUCUCUGGUGCUACCAAGAAAUAGACGAUUGUACUCGAUCACGGGUGGUAAAACUGUUUCGAUACUUCGAUUUGACUUCGACCUCGUCAUGCUUGGUAUGGACUCUUGAAAGAUUCGAUUAGGCGGCGACACCUGUAUCACUAUACCCCUUAGCUUCACGAAUGAACGACAUUCUGAACUGAAA